This is a messenger RNA of Xyrauchen texanus (razorback sucker), 2157 nucleotides long. RefSeq names its product family with sequence similarity 228 member A (gene fam228a). The coding region runs from base 843 to 1553 and encodes 236 amino acids. Lineage: Eukaryota; Metazoa; Chordata; Actinopteri; Cypriniformes; Catostomidae. The record is from RefSeq and is a predicted model, not a curated record. The transcript has 11 exons.
UGGUGUGUAUGGAGAGUCUAAACAACAGUUUCUUUACAAGUAAUACUAUUAUUAAAAUAUUAGGAUCACGUGAGCUCUAACAUCUUCUCUCGCAUUGGCUGUCGCUCCCAAAAGUCACUCUUUAGUUGCAUAAAGUUAAAGAUUUAUUUUUCGCUGGACACGCCCACAUCCGUUCGUCAAAGGUAUCUGUUGCUCGUGUUGCCGGAAGUCGCCAGCUCUAAUUGAAAAUGAAUUAGAUGUUUUGUCCCUACCACUGAUCUAUAUACCUACUAACCCAAGGGAGAGAACCAGAAACUCCACAGGCUGCCAUUCCUCGCACAUACGAACCAGGGAGCGCGCCAAGAAUCCCAUUGCGUUGGACAGACGUCACCAUAGCAACACAAUGGAGUGGAGGGAGGGAGCGCGCUUUUUUCGUGUCUGACUCCUGCCAAAAAGAGUUGACUGGUGCUUCUGUGUUCCUCAUCAAUUCGACGACACUAAGAAAGAAAGUCAUACACAUCUGGGAUGGCAUGAGGAUGUGAGAAUUGUACAUUUUGGGUGAUCUAUACCUUUAAACCUCACAAACCCCAGCUCCACAGCCCAGCAAAACAUUAGUGAGCUUUAAUAAUGCCAAAGUUCUACAGAGUGGUGUCAGGGUGAGCUGUGUUGAAUGCCCUGGGGAAUUAGACACUACAACAGUAAUUAGACCUGACCUGUGAUGUCACAGUCUCCUUAUAUUUUGUCACAUAAACCCAGAAGAAAAUAUAUUGUCAUGUAGAGUGCCAUUAGUGAAAUGAUCAGACUGGAAUGAAAUUAAACUCCAACCAACAAGCACAAUCACACAAAGGAGGACUGCAGAUGACAUGAAACCCACAAUCUGUCUCAGCUCCAAAAAACAACUACUGGAACAAUUACACUCAGAACAGCAAGAAGCUAAUGCCAUUACACAGCCACUGCUGGAGACUGAGGCUGGAUUCAUAAAGAAUCUGGAGCACUACCUAACUCACAGUGACACAUUGGCCCUGAGGAAGCGGGAACUGCUCCAUAAGCGCUGGACACAGUGUGUGUGGCUGCCUGUACAGCGCUCCAUUGAGCAACACUUUACACACCACGGCUAUAAUGAGGCAAAGAACAUGAGGAGCAUGCACAUGCACUACAUUAACUACUGUAAUGCUAAGGGUUUUGUGUUUCUAGAGAGCUAUGAUCCUCUAGAGUACAACCCCUUCCUGCACUAUUUCAACAGACCACAUUAUCGCAAAGUUUCUACCCCACCAUUGCAGGAUCCACUGUCUCUUCAUUCACGAGUCAGGAUUAAAGAAAAAAUGACAAUACUUCACUGCCAAACAGGUCGUGUUUAUCACCGUCAGCAGGUGGAGGAACUUCUCCAGAGGCAGAGUGCACCUUUUUCCCAGAAUAGCCUUAAAAAUGUACGAGCCAAACCCUCCAGAGAUACUGUCUCAGAGCCAGUGUGGCAGGACCGAAAUGUACAGAGAUCAAGGAGUAGAGGAACUCCAUGCAUGGCUAUGGCAGAUGGACGGUGCUUCCAGCCUAAUUGCUGGUCCUCACGUGGUUAAUGAUGUCAUGGCAUCUGUCAAAAGGGUCUUACUUUCAUACGUUUCUUCCUCAGAGAUGUGUGGGUCUUCCAUUUCUGAGAAUGUUGCUCUUGUUAUGCUUUAUUAUCAUUAUAUUGCAAUAAAUCAGGAAGUGUGUAUAAUGUGUGUGGCACUUAUUAAAGGGAUAGUUCACCCCGAAAUGAAAAUUCUCUCAUCAUUUACACACCCUCAUGCUAUCCCAGACGUGUAUGACUUAAUUUUUUUCUGUAGAACACACAAAAAGAUUCUUUUGAAAAAUAUCAGCAUAAAAUAAUCCAUACAACUACAGUGAUUGAAUCAAUUUCUUCAGAAGCGAUAUGAUAAUACACGACUGGUAUUGCAUGAGUAAAUAAUGAGAGAAUUUAAAAUUUUCCCUUUAAACAAUGCAGAUUAUGUAGCACAAUAUCAGGGGACAUAAACAUGAGCAGAUUCUGCUCACAUGUACAGUUUGUGCCUUACCUAUCAAAAGAAAGUAGAUUCUUUGGACAAACUGAUGGAAAAAAGAAAAUAGAUCUAAAUUAUAACCAAAUAUCAAGUUCUAUACUUUUAAGGAAUCAAAAUGUACAAUUAAAUGUUUUUAAAUAAA